AUGGCGCUCUCCAACAUGAAACCCGACUAUGAGAACCUCUCCGUUCUCGAGCGCAACCGCCUCCCCACACGCGCCUACUGGAUCCCGGAGACGUCCCUCCUUCUCAACGGCGUGUGGGGCUUCCACUAUGCGCUGACCCCUCUUGAAGCGCCCGAGAUCGGUGACAACACCUCUGAUGAUGACAAAAGUCUGAACACCACCAACCCCGCCUCAUGGACCACCAUAAACGUCCCGGGCCACUGGCAACUCCAAGGCCAUGGCCGCCCCCACUACACCAACGUCAUCUACCCGUUCCCCGUGUGCCCGCCGUCGAUCCCAACCGAGAAUCCGACGGGGACGUACCGGCGCGCUUUCGGGGUGCCGAGCGGUUGGGCCAAGGACGCGCAAUUGAGGCUGCGGUUUGACGGAGUGGAUAGUGCGUACCAUGUUUGGGUUAAUGGGGAAUUGGUGGGGUACUCGCAAGGGAGUCGGAAUGCGGCCGAGUUUGAUGUGAGUCAAGUUGCCAAGAGGGAUGGGCAGAAUGAGUUGGUUGUAAGGGUUUAUCAGUGGUGUGAGGCGAGUUAUAUCGAGGAUCAGGAUCAGUGGUGGCUUUCGGGUAUCUUCCGAGAUGUCCAGCUUCUUGCCUUUCCGGGCGAGACAAGAAUCGAGGACUUUUUCAUCAAGACGGACUUGGACAAAGAGUACAAAGAUGCAACGCUGCUGGUCGAAGUUACCGUUGCCAAUCCCAAAGACCAGCAGUUGGCGUUCGUACUUCGCGAUGGAGGCAAGGAGAUUGGCACCACGUCGAAGAUACUAGACUCAAGCAGCUCGACAGUCAAAGUCGAGAUCCCUGUUUCAAAUCCCCAAAAAUGGACAGCUGAGAGGCCCUAUCUCUACAAACUCUCACUCUCACUCUCAUCCAUCGGCGAUAAUUCCAACCCCCCCUUCCAGACUAUAACCCAAAACGUCGGCUUCCGCAAGGUCGAAAUGAAAAACGGCCUCAUCACCGUUAACGGCCGCCGCGUCCUCCUCCGCGGCACGAACCGGCACGACCACCACCCGACGCUCGGCCGCGCUGUGCCGCUAGACUACAUGCGCGCCGACCUCCUCCUGAUGAAGCGCCACAAUAUCAACGCCCUCCGUACGUCGCACUACCCGGGCCACCCACAACUCUACGACAUGGCUGACGAGCUGGGGCUCUGGGUCAUGGACGAGGCGGAUCUCGAAUGCCACGGGUUCUACGACGCCGUGGCGCGACCGAUGGACAUCCCCGAGGAGAUGGAUUACGAGGAGCGCAAGGACCUGACGUUCCUGCAGGCGGCGCAGUUCACGAGUGAUAACCCGGAGUGGAAGGAGAGUUAUGUCGAUCGCAUGAGACAGCUUGUGCAGCGGGACAAGAAUCACGCUAGUGUCAUUAUGUGGAGUCUGGGGAAUGAGGCGUUUUAUGGGAGCAAUCAUGCAGCUAUGUAUGAAUAUGGCAAAAGUGUGGACCCGGAGAGGCCGAUUCACUAUGAGGGCGAUGUAAAGGCGCAGACGGUGGAUAUGUAUUCGUAUAUGUACCCGACUAUGGAGCGGUUGACCAACUGGGUGGAAAAGACGGGAGUCAAGGAGGAUGGGACGUUCGAUAAGCCAGUUGUUUUGUGCGAGUACGGGCAUGCCAUGGGGAAUGGACCUGGUUGGCUUGAGGAUUACCAGAAUUUGUUCCGGAAGUACCCCAGACUACAGGGCGGGUUCAUCUGGGAAUGGGCCAACCAUGGACUGUGGAAUGCUGAGGGUGGCUUCUACGGGUACGGAGGUGACUUCGGGGAUGAGCCAAACGAUGGAACUUUUGUGAUGGACGGUUUGUGUGACAGUGAGCAUAAACCGACGCCUGGGUUGACCGAGUUGAAAAAGGUGAUCCAGCCGGUCAAGUUCGACGUCGAGGACGGGAGAAUAUUCAUCACCAACGAGUACGACUUCAUGGGGCUGAGCCACCUGGUUGGCACGUACAGCGUCGAGUCGUUUGGAGACAAAUCAAACCUCCACGCAUCCGGCGAAUUGAAAAUCCCCGAAGUCUCAUCCUGGUCCAAAGCCGAGCUUCCACUACCCCUCGACCUCACCCAAUACAAGUCUCACCCCGAAGAAGUCUUCCUUACCAUCACCUUCUCCCUGCGCACCUCCACAAAAUGGGCCACCGCCUCCCACGAAGUCGCGUGGUUCCAACACAAGCUCUCCUCCCCUGGGAUCCCCCAAUCUCUGUCUCUCCCCGCCCUCGCGGGACCAAUCUCCAUCGACAACAAACAGUCAACCGUCCAAAUCGCCGGCCCGGGCUUCUGCUUCCUCUUCGACAAAGCACGCGGAUACCUCACCUCCUGGACGAGCGCCAACCGCCCCCUCGUUGAAAGGGACGCCAAGACCGGCGCGGCUAUCUUCCCGUGCUUCUGGCGGGCGCCGACGGAUAAUGACGCCCCUGGCGCGCUGCCGUACUGGAAGCGGUUCGGCGUGGAUACGUUGACGUCGCAAUUACGGUCUUUCUCCGUGGACAAGAAAGACGGCGUAGUGGAAGUAGCAGCGCACACUUACCUCUCGCCCCCUAUUCUGGGAUGGGGAUACAACGUCCGCGCGCUGUACACCAUCUCUCCCGCGGGUGCGCUGUCCAUUAAAGUCAAGUUGCAGCCUGUUGGCCCCAAGCCAGACAAUAUUCCGCGUCUAGGCUUGAACGUCAGACUACCGAAGCAUCUAGACCAUGUGAGUUGGCUUGGUCUCGGGCCAGGGGAGGCUUACCCCGACAAGCGGCUUGCGCAAAGGAUUGGCGUGUGGAAACAGACUGUGGAGGGGCUGCACACCCCUUAUGAUGUACCCCAGGAGAACGGGAAUAGAAUGGAGACGAGAUGGGUGGUGUUGGGUGAUGUGUAUGGAGUUGGGAUCAAAGCUCGUUCUGUUCCCUCUUCAUCCUCAGAAGGAGUCUUCAGCUGGACAGCAGGCCGCCACACAGCGCAGACGCUGGAGCAGGCGAGACAUCCCUGUGAUCUCGUGGCUGAGAAUGCGACACUGCUUAAUCUAAGCGCGAGGGUUGCAGGCGUGGGGACGGCGGCUUGUGGGCCGGGGGUGAGGGAGGAUUUACAAGUUAAGGUUUUAGAGGAUGAGUUUGAGUUCUUGUUGGAGAGUACGGGUUUGUAG
Molecule: messenger RNA, 3138 nt
Organism: Pseudomassariella vexata
Lineage: Eukaryota; Fungi; Ascomycota; Sordariomycetes; Amphisphaeriales; Pseudomassariaceae
Exons: 3
Coding region: 1-3138 (1045 amino acids)
Biological process (GO): lactose catabolic process
Cellular component (GO): beta-galactosidase complex
Molecular function (GO): carbohydrate binding; beta-galactosidase activity
Source: RefSeq, a predicted model, not a curated record